CGCGGCUGGGAAUAAAAUGAUGACUUUGAGGCGGUGACGGCAUGUUUGUGUGUUGAGCAGGUACAAGGUAGCAACUAAGACUUUUAGAGUAGGAGACUUUUCUCAGAAUAUAACUGUUAUAAGAGGAAAAGCAUCUUUUACAUCAGAUACAGUCGCUAACAAAGAGUACAGGUAUUUUAGGACUUACUGUAGGGAUGUACACGGUGUCUCGUGGCACGAAAAUUGGCGCAUAGAUAAUGACAUAACCUUGAUCCCUGAGUUUCUGGCUGUAUUCGAAUCCACGCAUAUGUGCAUAUUGCCUUUGAUGCAUGUGAUGUGAAACAUGGAGAAGAUGGAAGAUCUUUCAGAAAAUGAAAUACUAUCAAAAGGCUAUGAUAAUUUAGAUGGAAGGUUUCUGUCAAACAGGAAAGAAAAAAAGAAACUUAAAAAACUCAGGAGGGAAAAGAAGCAUGAAAUAAAGGAUGGGUUGAGUUCUCCAUAUGAAGUAAAAGACACACGUGGACUCUCAAGAAAGAGGAAAAUCUCCAAAUCUGAACAAUUGGUGAAUAUUGAUUCAGAUGCUUUAGACUGUGAUGAGGGGACAAAGACAGACAGUGAGUCUUAUGACAGUAAACCUGCUGAUGACACUGAAAUAGCCGACAUUUCUCAAAGGCUGAAUAGCCCAACAGAGCCUCCAAGUGAAUCUGUGGUGGAUGAAGAUCGGUCAGAUGAGGAAAGUGAAUUGAUAGCUGUGAAAGCAGAACUAUCACAGAUGUCAUUUGAGGAGCUGCAGCAGCUACAAGAGAAGCUUGGGAUGAAAGUUUUUCAUCAGGUGAUGCAUGGGAAAGCCUCCACAUCAGGAAAGAAACCCACCAGAGAAGAAAAAUCGGUUUUUAGAAGGGAGAGCAAAAGCAUGCCUAUGGAGAUUACAUCAAAGAAGAGAGUAUCCAGAUUUAGACAUGUGAUUCCAACCAAGAAAAGGGUGAUCCGUGACCCCAGAUUUGAUGAGAGGUCCGGGGCGUAUGAUGAGAAGCUCUUCAAGAAGUCUUACUCGUUCAUUGAGGAUGUCAAAGAGCGAGAGAGACAGAAAUUAAAAAAACAGCUAAACAAGGCAAAAGAUGCUGAGGCAAAAGCAAAGAUUAAAUCCCUGUUGAACAGAAUGGGCCAACAACAGCAGGCUGAAGAGGCAAAGGCAAAGAAAGCUGAGAAGGAAAAAGAGUGGAACAAACGAGAAAAAGAACUUGUAGCACAAGGAAAGAAACCAUUCUUCUUAAAAAAGUCGGACAAACGUAAACUAGAGUUGGCGGAAAAAUACAGAGAGUUGAAAAAGUCUGGAAAACUUGAGAAGUACCUGAGCAAAAAGAGAAAAAAGAACUCACAAAAAGAGAGGAGGAAAAUGUUGAAUUGAGAAACAAAUACGACAGUGGUAGGACUGCCAGUGGGCUAUUAUUUCAGCACUAGUCCACUCAUGUUUACAUCAUACACUUUUCCAUUCACUUGAUGUGUUUUUGGAAUGGAAUCAAUGAUACCCAUCAAAUACUAAAGGCAAAACAGAUCAUCGACAUUAUUGGUAUUAUAGGUUGCCUGGCUCUAAUUUUUCACGUUGAUUAGAUCCUGAAGCUUCGAUGUUUGAUGAACAAGACGGUGAACCUCUCGCUCAGCUAUAUGUAUUUUUUUUUGCAUUUCAUGAUAGGCGGAAGAUAAUUUAUAAGCGUGGCAGAUGAUCUGUCAAUCGUGUCAGAGAGGGACAGUGGGUUAGAAAAGUGAAUUUUGGGUUAUAACUUACAGUGCAAUAGUUUGUGAGAACUCAGGUGUGUUGUAGAGCGGUGGAUAAGAACUAGAUUGAGCUGUAUGGAUCAGGCGUUGAGGAAUGAGUUGUGGAGUUGUUAGUGAGUACAUACAACCAGGGGUUCAUUCCUUUCGUCUAACAGCCUCUGGUGGCAGAUUCAGUGACCACCUGAGGACACAGGAUAAUGUCACCAUGUUCCGUAUGUCGCGUCAAGUCGCGUGAAUGAAGACGCUACAAUACACUCCACCGACCACCGACGUCAGCUACUACCUCCCCCAGUAGCCACUGGGGAGUGAAUGGAGCGGACCCCAGUAUGAAGUAUUUGGGGUCGUUGUGAAACGAUGAUAAUGGCAAUCUGUGGAUCUAAAUUAUGGGCAGUGAUACUGAGAUGUCAAACCAGAUUUUGUCCAUUUUGGUACAAUAGAUGUUGUGCACUAAAUAAGCUUUCAUGUCCAUUGCUGUACAUCUGAUGUAUCUUUAAACGUUUCUCGUAUCUGCGUGGUCUUACACGGAGCUCUGCGGAGGCCAUUUGCACCCUACAAUAUGGUACACACCUUGAGCUUGUUUUCUGGGAAAAACAUUGUUUCAGUCUUGCGAAAGAUUGGUGGACUGCCUCAUGUUCCUUCAGUCAUUAAUAGAUGAGUGCGAUCAAAUAAAUGAAUGGACAGCAAAAUACCGAAAGGUCCUGCAUGUGGCGUGUACAUAUCUCGCCUUGUAGCGUUAGUUAGAUUCUGCGUGUUGUGUGAUUGUAUCA
Molecule: messenger RNA, 2522 nt
Organism: Liolophura sinensis
Lineage: Eukaryota; Metazoa; Mollusca; Polyplacophora; Chitonida; Chitonidae
Product: ribosomal RNA processing protein 36 homolog
Exons: 10
Coding region: 323-1387 (354 amino acids)
Biological process (GO): maturation of SSU-rRNA from tricistronic rRNA transcript (SSU-rRNA, 5.8S rRNA, LSU-rRNA)
Cellular component (GO): 90S preribosome; nucleolus
Source: RefSeq, a predicted model, not a curated record